AUGGUCAAGGCUGUCGCAAUCCUCCGUGGAGACAAGAACGUCUCGGGCACCGUCUUCCUCGAGCAGGCCGACGAGUCGUCCCCCACGACCAUCACCUGGGACAUCACCGGCAACUCUCCCAACGCCGAGCGUGGCUUCCACAUCCACACCUUUGGUGACAACACCAACGGCUGCACCUCUGCUGGUCCUCACUUCAACCCUCACAACCAGACUCACGGUGCUCCCUCUGACGAGAAGCGCCACGUCGGUGACCUCGGCAACGUCAAGACUGACGCUGACGGCAACGCCAAGGGCUCCGUGACCGACAAGCUCAUCAAGCUGAUCGGCCCCGAGAGCGUCGUUGGACGCACCGUUGUCAUCCACGAUGGCACUGAUGAUCUCGGUAAGGGAACUCACGCCGACUCUCUGAAGACUGGCAAUGCUGGCGGCCGCCCCGCCUGCGGUGUCAUUGGCAUCGCCAACGUCUAA
Messenger RNA from Emericellopsis atlantica, 468 nucleotides. RefSeq names its product superoxide dismutase. Gene Ontology annotation, biological process: removal of superoxide radicals. Gene Ontology annotation, molecular function: superoxide dismutase activity; copper ion binding. The coding region runs from base 1 to 468 and encodes 155 amino acids. The record is from RefSeq and is a predicted model, not a curated record. The transcript is spliced from 2 exons. Lineage: Eukaryota; Fungi; Ascomycota; Sordariomycetes; Hypocreales; Bionectriaceae.